This is a messenger RNA of Durusdinium trenchii, 825 nucleotides long. Lineage: Eukaryota; Dinophyceae; Suessiales; Symbiodiniaceae. The record is from the annotation of a GenBank genome assembly.
GUUCGAUCAGACAAUGGAAUGGUUUCGCAAGAUAUGUUUUCCUGCCUGACAUUUACCACUCAAUUAGUUUAUCAAGUUCCCAAAGAAUGAGGCCGGCGGUGAAGAUAUUCCGACUACACAAUAAAACUGAUAACGUUCCGCAUGGCCCACGUUGAAAUUCCUGACAUCAUGGCCGAAACGGCUAGAAUCCCCUUGAGAACGGUUAGAGUCAGAGCUUUGUGUGCGUGUGUACGUGGGAAGCGUCGGCCCGAGCUAGUUGCAAAGCUAGAAAGCACAGUUUGUAUCAUGGGGUGCCACACGUGCUUGUCAUGCAAGGACAAGUUUGAGGCGUAUGAUGCAGAUGAGUACGCAUGGGAAGGGGAUCGUGACAGUGACGAAGACAGUGACAUGAACUGCGACUUCAUCGAAGGCAACUACGACACCUGCCCUCGAUGCCUAGAAAAAGAGAAGAAGGAGCGCAAGAAAGAGAAGUUGCUUGCCCAGCAGACGCAGGAGCUGAGGCAGCUGCGCACCCAUGUGGUCACUUUGAAGGCACAGUUCAAGAAGGCUCAUAACGCCUUGAAGUUGUGCCACUGCACUUGCUGCUCGACGCCCAAGCGCAAACGAGUGAGCAGGGCCGUGUGACUCGUUCUUUCACGCAUCGCUGUUCCAUGCAGACUGAAGACUGAGGGAGUGUGGGGGGAAUGCUAGCUGCUAGGUGUGUGCAGCAGGGGGCGAAGGAGGUUCAAAUCUGGACGCUCCACGCGUUUGAUUAGGGGCUCGAUAUGCCUCGAUCAUUGGCAUUCGGCUGGAAUGCAGCUGAAGCUAGGUGUGCUGUGCUAAAAA